This is a messenger RNA of Stegodyphus dumicola, 4087 nucleotides long. RefSeq names its product diacylglycerol kinase delta. The record is from RefSeq and is a predicted model, not a curated record. Gene Ontology annotation, cellular component: plasma membrane. Gene Ontology annotation, biological process: phospholipase C-activating G protein-coupled receptor signaling pathway. NCBI's taxonomy places the organism in Eukaryota, Metazoa, Arthropoda, Arachnida, Araneae, Eresidae. Gene Ontology annotation, molecular function: protein binding; ATP-dependent diacylglycerol kinase activity.
UUGUAUUUAAUUGUUACUUGGAAAAGUUUAAGAAUAUUCUUUUCAGCUAUGGUGGAGGAUCUAACUUUUGGGGUGGAACAAAAGAAGAUGAUGUAUUUUAUGCUCCCGCUUUUGAUGAUAAAAUAUUAGAAGUAGUUGCUGUGUUUGGUACUGUCCAAAUGGCUGCUUCAAGAGUAAUAAAUUUGCAACAUCAUAGAAUAGCUCAGUGUAGAUCUGUAAAGAUCAUCAUAAUGGGAGAUGAAGGUGUUCCUGUUCAAGUAGAUGGUGAAGCUUGGAUCCAGCCUCCUGGUUACAUUUGUAUUGUACAUAAAAACAGAACACAGGUUCUCUGUAGAAACAGGCAACUUGAAACAUCUAUGAAAAUGUUGCAUGAAAAAAGGAACCCAAACCGCUGCAUGCAAGUAGGUCCUUUAAGUGAUGAAGAAAUUCAACUUGUAGCUCCCUUUGCUGAAGCAGUUUUAAGUCUUAUUAGAAGCAUUAAAAUAACAGCAAUAUCUCAUUCUGCUGUUGAACAAGAGUUACUGCCUAUUGCUCUACAAGUUGCUAAUUGCAUAGAAAAAUUGUAUCCUGGAGGUAAAAUAGCAGAAGGGAAUGUUACACGGCAAAUUUUAACUGACCUAGUCUUUGCUGUUCGACAUCUGUUACAAGAAGUGUCGAAUUUUCCUCGAGAAAAAGGCGAAGAAAUUCAAAUGGGAGAUGAAUUGGAAGAUAGACUAACAUUGUCAUGCAGUCGUGUAGAAAAGGAGCUACGGAAAUGUUUUGAAAAUCAAGGCUGGAUAUAUUUUCAUAGUGAUGAAGAACCUGUCAGCCAAGACCAGAAAAGGUACUACAGAGGCCUGUUCAAGCUCAAAUUCCGAAGUAAGCAAGCAAAAAGCAAAGGGACUGAUACAUCUUGUCAAGGUGGUGAAGGGUGCAACAAUACCAACACACCAUGCGAAGGGUCUGGUUGUGGAACUCCAACCGAGGCUGCAGGCAGCCUUUGUGGUGAUCCACUUGAAUCUUCAGUACUAACAUGGGGGACAUCUGAGGUAGCACUGUGGUUAGAAUCAAUUCAGAUGGGAGAAUAUAAAGACAGCUUCAUCAGCCAUGACAUUCAAGGACCAGAAUUAUUGCAUUUAGAACGGCGAGAUCUUAAGGAACUUGGUGUUACUAAAGUUGGCCACAUCAAGCGGUUACUACAAGCCAUUAAGGAUAUAACUUCUCAUUCUAUUGGACGUAAACUAGCUCUGUUAUGAUCAGCACUGUCCAUUCUGAUUCUUACAGAAUUGUAUCACGUGACUUUUUUAAAAGUAUAGUACAUUCCAAAAUCUGUCCUUAUUGAUUAAAUGCUUACUCUUGCCAGAAAUAUCUUGUGCUCAUCACUGUUAAUUAUUGCAGUUCCCUUCUUACCAUGACAUGCAUUAUCUUUUAAUGUUCGAAAUUUUUUUGUUAUUAUGAGUAUUUUAUAUCACAGAAAAGUAUUUAAAUUUCCAAAAACUUAAAGUAUUUAAUAUUAAAUAAAUAAUAAUCAAAUUUUAUAAUAGUUUGUGAUGUUCAGGAAAAAAAUAUGAUUUUUUUAAUAUUCCUAUGUGUAUCAAUUGAAAUAAUAUUUGCUUUUAGUCAUUUCAAGAACAAAUCCAGGUAAUGUGUAACAACUGUGAAUUUUAUGCAAUAUUUUUUAAAUAAAUUUUAAUGAGAGUAGUGGUAAAAUAUUCUUAUGCUGGCAUAUACAAGUGUGUCUCAAAUUUUGGCUAUAGUUAAAAAAUAUUUUGCUGCUUAAUUCAUUAUUUACUUGAAAAAUUGCAUUUUACUAUGUGACUGCAAUGUGUUGUUGUCUUUAUGUACAAGGCAAAGAAUCAUUUCAAAAUGACUGUCUUCCUCUAAAGUUUCUUUUAUAAAACGUAGUAUAAACAAUAAUUUAAUAUAUAAUUACAUUCUAGAAAGCUUAUAAUAAAUUUAUAUCUAGUUCUUUUAUACAAAUUCUGUUUUAAACAUAUCAGAUGCGCUUCUGUAAUUUUAUGAUUUUAGACUUUCAUGUAAAUAAAACAUUUUAAUUGAAAAAAAUUAGGAUGUUACAAAUAUUAUGAAAAAUUUAUUUUACUUUAAAAUGAGAUUUACUUCUGGGUAAAUGAUACUUAUAUUGCUGCAGUAUUCUUUUAUAAUCAAAAUAUUUAGAAUUAUAUUCCUAUUUCUAAAACUUUUGUAAAAUAUGCUGGUGUUAAAAUUACAGUAUUGUAUUCAUAAAAUUUAUGUAAAACUGAGAAUGAAAUUUGCAUUCCCAUUUGUAUUUGAAAUUUUAUGGUAAGACUACACUGCUAUUUUAUAUGAUAAAGUUUGACAGCUCUCUGAAUUUCAAGAUUCUAAGUUAAAUAUUCUUUUUUAUGAUUCAGAGAGCAUUAUUCCUCUGAAACUGAAUAAAAAUUGAUACAUAAACUUAAAUCAAGAAAUAAGUUCAUUCAAAUAUAUACCUAUUUUCAAAAAAUGAAAGACUGACUAUGAAAUUUAAAAAAAAAAAAAAUUGAAAACUGUGAGGAAGUCAUUGGUCUUGAUACAGUCUUUUUUCACCUCUGAUUUCAAGUAUAAACAAUCACAAUAUAUUUUAUUACUAUUUUCCUAGAUGUUGACUUUUGAAAUACAUGCGAAUUUUGUCAAAGAAUUUUGAAGCUGUUAUUUCCAGUUUCUGAAAGAGCAUUUCUUGUGAACUCCAUGACAGAACAAAACGUAUUAACUUAACCAAAUAUAUUGCCUUCAAGAAAGUUAGUGUUUUAUAACCAUGUGUAUAUAUAUACAUUAUAUUUGUAUGUGGAGUGAGUUACUGGUACCCAUUGCUGCUUGUGUAACUCACAGCACUUCUAUAUUGGGGUCCAAGGCAGUGAAAAAGGUGGGACUAUAAUUUGUAAUGGAUUUUGAAUAUCUGGUGUUUAUAGUAGUAACAGAGAAGUUUAUGCAAGAAAAGUAUAAAUUCAUGUAAAAAGUAAGUAAUGAAGAAUCAUUCUGUUACAAAUGAUUAUAACAAACAAUGUGAUUGACACAUAUUUACCUGUUAUACAUCAAAUUAAACUGUAACUAUCCGCAUUUCUUGAUAAACAUUAAAUUCUCAGCGCGAGAUCCUUUUGUCCGAUAAUGUGCAUCCAUUAUAGAGUAUGUUUUAGUCCAUUGACAUUGAAGCAUAUCCAGUGUGACUGAAAAGCUAAUAUGAAUAAUGGAUAUUAAAUUCAUCAAGAUUAGAUUGCAGUGACAUCCCAAAAACAAUGUUUAUUCCCAGAACAAAAGUUUGCAAAGUUUGCUAUGUCUGAUAAAUUUGGAAACAAAGUUAGAAACACAUUUGUCGUGUGCUCCUUUGGACUAUAGAUUGAAUGUGUGUCGCCUGAUAGAAAAAGAUCUCAUAUAGAACAUCUGUAUUACGUGACAAAAAACUUGAAUAGUCAGAGUUCAGCGUGAUGUAUCACUGGUACAUAUGCACCAAUUUUACUGUUUGUUUUAAUCAUUGGUAAUAGAAUGGUUAUUUUUCACUUAAUUAAUACUUCUUCUGUUUUUAAUUUGGUUAAUAUUUCUUCUGUUUUUAAAGUAUAAAAAUAAAUGCUUUAAAUUUUAAGUGCCUGUACUAAUGUGUCAUAUCAUCUGAAUUAUAACUUUCGUGAUCCAAAAUUGAAAAACUUUGUUUUGAGGUAUUAUAACAAUACAUAAUUUUUAAAAGCAUAAAUUAAGUUGUUCAGUAUUUGCUUGAUUAGUUUUUCACUUUGAUUUAAUCCUAACUUUUUCUAAGUACAUCUUAUACAUAGUUGAUUUUUGAUUGCUAUUUUAGCACUUGAAUUAAUUUUACUUCAUGCUCUAAUUUUUUUUUUCCCUAAAAGGGAAUAUUUUUUUGACAAUCAAGAUGUCAAAAACAAUCCUGUAGACAUAAAAUGUAAAAUUACAUUAAUUACUCAGUGCUUUUACUCUUUUAUUUGAAGUGCCUGUAAAUUAUGGGUUUAUGUGUCAAUAAUUGAUUGUCAUAUUUAUGCCUUAUUCCAUAUUGUUUUUGUCAGAUAUUGAAAAAGUCGUUAUACAGUCAAAAGUCGUUAAUCCGGACUCGUCAGGACUUCGGCGAUUCCGGAUUUGCUUUUUC